AUGAGUACGAGCGAAGUUCACCUGGACCAACGAGCUGCAGCCACGGCUUGGGGAGCUCCUUCCGGCCCGCCCCCUAGCGGGGGGGGCCGCCCCGUUGCCUACCUAGCAUGGGCCGAGGGCGGGGAUUUCGGGGCGGCGGGGGCGCGGCGCGCAGCAGAGCUCAAGCAGCGGCAGACCGGAGCAGGACAGAGGCCCGAGGUGCUCAGCAUGGCUCGCCUAGUGUUCGGUCUGGUGAGCUGUACCUUCUUUCUAGCAGUGAAUGGUCUAUAUUCUUCUAGUGAUGAUGUGAUUGAAUUAACUCCAUCAAAUUUUAACCGAGAAGUUAUUCAGAGUGACAGCUUGUGGCUUAUAGAAUUCUAUGCUCCAUGGUGUGGCCACUGCCAAAGAUUAACACCAGAAUGGAAGAAAGUAGCAACGGCAUUAAAAGGCACUGUAAAAGUUGGUGCAGUUGAUGCAGACAAACAUCAGUCCCUUGGAGGCCAGUAUGGUGUUCAGGGAUUUCCUACCAUCAAGAUUUUUGGAUCCAACAAAAACAGACCUGAGGAUUAUCAGGGUGGCAGAACUGCUGAAGCCAUUGUAGACUCUGCUGUCAGUGCCGUGCGGCAGCUCGUCAAGGACCGUCUUGGAGGAAAGAGUGGAUAUAGUUCUGGAAAACAAGGCAGAAGUGAGAGUUCAAGUAAGAAAGACGUGAUUGAACUGACCGAUGACACCUUUGAUAAGAAUGUCCUUGAUAGUGAUGAUGUUUGGAUGGUUGAGUUUUAUGCUCCUUGGUGUGGACAUUGCAAAAACCUAGAACCCGAAUGGGCUGCUGCAGCUACAGAGGUCAAAGAGCAAACAAAAGGAAAAGUGAAACUAGCAGCUGUAGAUGCCACUGCCAAUCAGCUUCUGUCCCAGCGGUAUGGAAUUAGAGGAUUUCCAACAAUCAAGAUCUUUCAGAAAGGCGAGUCUCCUGUGGAUUAUGAUGGUGGUCGGACAAAAUCCAACAUAGUUUCACGAGCCUUAGAUUUGUUUUCUGAUAAUGCCCCACCUCCUGAGCUGCUUGAGAUAAUUAAUGAAGACAUUGCCAAGAAGACAUGUGAAGACCACCAGCUCUGUGUAGUGGCUGUGUUGCCCCAUAUUCUUGACACUGGAGCUGCAGGCCGAAAUUCUUAUUUGGAUGUUCUUCUGAAGUUGGCAGACAAAUACAAAAAGAAAAUGUGGGGGUGGCUGUGGGCGGAAGCUGGAGCCCAGAAUGAACUUGAGAGUGCGCUGGGAAUUGGGGGGUUCGGAUACCCUGCCAUGGCCGCCAUUAAUGCUCGUAAGAUGAAAUUUGCUCUUCUCAAAGGAUCUUUCAGUGAGCAGGGAAUUAAUGAGUUUCUCAGGGAGCUUUCUUUUGGGCGUGGAUCUACAGCACCUGUAGGAGGUGGAGCUUUCCCUAAAAUAAGUUCUAUAGAGCCUUGGGAUGGAAAAGAUGGUGAGCUUCCUGUGGAAGAUGAUAUUGAUCUCAGUGAUGUGGAGCUUGAUGACUUAGGGAAGGAUGAGCUGUGA
Messenger RNA from Elephantulus edwardii (Cape elephant shrew), 1527 nucleotides. Its product is annotated as protein disulfide-isomerase A6-like. The record is from RefSeq and is a predicted model, not a curated record. Gene Ontology annotation, biological process: response to endoplasmic reticulum stress. Gene Ontology annotation, cellular component: endoplasmic reticulum lumen. The transcript is spliced from 13 exons. Gene Ontology annotation, molecular function: protein-disulfide reductase activity; protein disulfide isomerase activity. The coding region runs from base 1 to 1527 and encodes 508 amino acids. NCBI's taxonomy places the organism in Eukaryota, Metazoa, Chordata, Mammalia, Macroscelidea, Macroscelididae.